Molecule: messenger RNA, 7097 nt
Organism: Anguilla rostrata (American eel)
Lineage: Eukaryota; Metazoa; Chordata; Actinopteri; Anguilliformes; Anguillidae
Gene: arhgap5
Product: Rho GTPase activating protein 5
Exons: 7
Coding region: 530-5023 (1497 amino acids)
Biological process (GO): regulation of cell size; Rho protein signal transduction
Cellular component (GO): cytosol
Molecular function (GO): GTPase activator activity
Source: RefSeq, a predicted model, not a curated record
CAGCCGAAUGGAAAAGUUACGGGGGGAGAGAGUGACUGAGUAGAGCAGGAUCCAUCCGUCGCCAUUACUGACUGGAGUGAGAGGGGAGGGAGCGCGGCUCGGAUUACAUACCACGCUAAAACACGAAAAAAUAAAUAAAAACAGCAUUUUUUGGAAUCUCAGAGGAUUUGUUUUAUGUUGGGUUGCGGCACAAACGGUUGAAAAGUACGCCCGUUUCCAAGACGCGAUCGAAUCCUGGAGAAUAUAAUUUGAAAAGAAGACACAAGAAUGCUACCGCUUUUUCGUGGUGUCGGGAGCUGGGAGCAACCAUGUUAGGAAGGUGAUAAGAGGGGAGUAGCAGCUGCCCCCAACCCAGCGCGAGGAUCCAGCGGAGAGGAAGAGAAGGGAACCGGCCAGUCCACUGAAAGCCAUGGGCGCACACCUCUUCUAACCAAGCCCCCCUUUCUCUCCCGCCCAGAUGGGAGUAGAACGAUAGCCCUGCUGGAAAAUACUUUGCUGAAUGUGAUAGAGCAAUGAGAGGGGGGAUAUAAUGGCAAAGAACAAGGAACCCCGCCCCCCGACGUACGCUGUGAGCGUGGUGGGGCUCUCAGGGACUGAAAAGGAGAAGGGCAACUGUGGCGUGGGCAAAUCGUGCCUGUGCAACAGGUACGUGCGUCCCAAGGCGGACGAUUAUUACCUGGAGCACACCUCCGUGUUGAGCACAAUAGACUUUGGAGGGCGUGUGGUGAACAAUGACCACUUCCUGUACUGGGGCGACGUGCAACACAGGGGCGACGAUGGCCUGGAAUGCAAAAUCCAGGUCAUCGAACAGACUGAAUUUAUCGAUGAUCAGACUUUCCUGCCCCAUCGGAGCACAAAUCUACAACCCUACACCAAACGGGCGGCGGCCUCUAAGCUGCAGUCCGCCGAGAAAUUGAUGUACAUUUGCACAGACCAGCUGGGCUUGGAGCAGGACUUUGAACAGAAGCAGAUGCCCGAUGGGAAACUGAACAUUGAUGGCUUUGUCCUAUGCAUAGAUGUCAGCAAGGGCUGCAAUAGAAAAUUUGAUGACCAGAUGAAAUUUGUCAAUAGCUUGUACUCACAAAUGUCUAAGUCAAAAAAGCCCAUCAUCAUUGCUGCCACAAAGUGUGACGAAUGUGUGGAGCAGUAUCUGAGGGACCUCCAGGCCUAUGCGUCCAACAAAAAGAACUUGUUAGUGGUGGAGACAUCUGCCAGGUACUGCAUUAACGUGGACCUGUGCUUCCAGGCACUGACCCAGCAGAUGGAUAAAACGCGUGGCAAACCCAAAACCAUUCCAUAUUUGGAUGCGUAUAAGAUUCAGAGACAGCUGGUGGCUACAGUCACGGACAAAUUUGAGAAGCUCAUUGUGCAGACGGUCAAAGAUUAUCACACAACCUGGAAAGCUGUGAGUAAUAAGUUAAAAAACCACCCAGACUAUGAGGACUACAUCAACUUGGAAGGCACCAAGAAGGCCAGAAACACUUUCUCUAAGCACAUAGAACAGCUGAAGCAGGAACAUAUCAAGAAAAGGAGAGACGAGUAUUUUUCCAACCUGCCAAAAAUUCUGAAUAACUUGCUCCACAACCUGGAGGAAAUCGAGAAGCUGAGCUGGUCUGAAGCUCAGAACCUUCUAAAGAGCAGAGCUGAGUUUCAGUUCUGGUUUGUAGAUCUGGAGCACACCCCCUGGGACGAGACGGACCACAUUGACAAAGUCAAUGACCGAAGAGUGCCCUUUGAUCUCCUGAGAACUGUUGAAGGCGAGAGGAUUUAUCAAAACCAUGUCCAGCAUUUGAUCUCUGAGAAAAGGAGGGUGGAGAUGAAGGAGAAGUUCAAGAAGACCCUGGAACGGGUGCAUUUUAUCAGCCCUGGUCAGCCCUGGGAAGAGGUCAUGUGUUUUGUCAUGGAGGAUGAGGCCUACAAGUAUAUCAGCGAAACUGAUCGCAGGGAUGUUUACAGUCGGCACCAACGGGAAAUAGUUGAAAGAGCCAAAGAGGAAUUUCAGGAAAUGCUUUUUGAGCAUGCUGAGCUGUUUUAUGACCUAGAUUUGAAUGCCACCCCCAGUUGUGACAAAAUGAGUGAGAUCCACACAGUGCUCAAUGAGGAGCCCAGAUACAGAGCCUUGCAGAAGCUGGCUCCUGAUAGAGAGUCCCUCUUACUUAAGCACAUUGGGUUUGUCUAUCACCCCACUAAAGAGACCUGUCUUAGCGGCCAAAGCUGCGUGGACAUGAAGGUGGAGCAGAUUCUUGCUAACAGGCUGGUGCAGUUGGACCAUGGCCGAUCUAAUCUGUACCACCAUAGUGCCAACAUUGAUAAAGUCAAUCUGUGUCUCCUGGGCAGAGAAGGUCUUGCACAGGAGCUGGCAAAUGAGAUCAGAGCGCAGUCAACAGAUGACGAGUACACGCUGGAUGGGAAAAUCUACGAACUGGAACUCUUCCCCGUUGAUGUCAAUUCACCGUUGCUUUUGACCCAUUCUUGGGCAUCGACCUUCAAACCUCACGGUUGUUUCUGUGUCUUCAGCUCCAUAGAGUCCCUAAAUUUUAUCGGUGAUUGUGUGGGGAGGAUCCGAGCUGAGCUUAGUCAAUACAGGAGGGACAGAUAUGCCCCGCCCUUGCCAUUUAUUUUAAUCUUAGCUAACCAGAGAGACAGCGUUUGCAAAAACAUGCCCAUCUUGAGGCAUCAGGGCCAACAGCUAGCUAAUAAGCUACAGUGUACCUUUGUAGAUAUACCCUCGGGUACCUUUCCACGGAAGUUUAAUGAAUCCCAGAUAAAACAGGCCCUUAGAGGAGUACUAGAGGGACUUAAGCACAACUUUGAUGUAAUGAGCCCUCUACCCUCCAUCAAAGACUUGUCCGAGACUGACUUGAGGAUUGUUAUGUGUGCCAUGUGUGGAGAUCCAUUCAGUGUGGACCUCAUUUUGUCACCUUUCCUGGACUCCCAUUCUUGCAGUGCUGGCCAGCCUGGUCAAAGCAAUACUCUGGUCCUGGAUAAGAUCAUUGGGGACAGCCGCCGGCGGAUACAGGUCACGGUCCUCUCCUACCACUCAUCGAUUGGAAUCAGGAAAGAUGAGCUGGUCCAUGGCUAUAUCCUUGUCUACUCAGCUAAGCGCAAGUCCUCCAUGGCUAUGUUGAGGGCCUUCUUGGCUGAGGUCCAGGACGUCAUCCCGGUACAAAUGGUAGCCAUCACUGACAGCCAGGCUGACUUCUUUGAAAACGAUGCCAUCAAAGAGCUGAUGACUGAGGGGGAGCACAUUGCCACAGAGAUCACAGCCAAAUUCACAGCACUGUAUUCACUAUCCCAGUACCACCGACAGACAGAGGUAUUCACACCAUUUUUCAAUGAAGUUUUGGAAAAGAAGCUGAGUAUUGAAGGCUCCUUCAUGUUUGACAGCACCCGUGAGGGCACUUGUGCUAGUGAAGAUGUCUUCCCACAGUCUCCUCACUGCCACUCGCCUGCCUACCCAUAUUACCCUGACUCGGAGGAUGACACAGAGGCCCCGCCUCCCUAUAGUCCUAUUGGUGAUGACGUGCAGCUUCUGCCCACACCGAGCGAACGCACAAAGUACCGGAUUGAUCUGGAAGGGAAUGAGUACCCCAUCCACAGCACACCAGUGGGUGACCACGAGCGGAACCACAAAGUGCCGCCUCCCGUCAGGCCCAAACCUGUUCUCCCCAAGCCCAAUGUGAAAAAGCUUGACCCCAACCUACUGAAGACUAUCGAAGCGGGCAUGAGGAGCACCCGAAGGGCACGUGGCCAUGGUGAUGACGUGGAGGCCUCCGACAACUACGCCGAACCGGCCGACACACUCCUCAAGUCUAAGGGCUUCAACGAUGAUAUUUACGCAGUCCCGGAGGACACCCCAAGCCGCCUCAAGAUGCGCAAUUCGUUUGGUGGAGUGCACGGUCCGCACGGGGAUGAGGAGAAUGGCUUUGAUCGCAUAUCCAAGUUGCAGGGAGGCAGGAGGCCAUCAAAAUACAAGCACCGCUCCAAGACCCUCUUCAGCAAGACUAAAGCUUACCACCGGCGAGCCCACUCGGACGUGAGCGAUGAUGAGUCAGGUCCUGCACUACAGAAGAAAAAGAAGGGCAGAGGCCACCGGGGCAGUGAGGAAGAUCCCCUGCUGUCCCCUGUCGACCCCUGGAAGGGAGGGAUAGACAACCCCGCCAUCACUUCUGAUCCCGAGCAGGACGACAAGAAGACGAAGAAGAAGAAGCCACCAAAGACAAAGGAACCCAAAAAGCCAAAAUCAAAGGCCACCAAGCCGUUAUACCCGCCCACCCGCAGGAACUGGGAGAGCAACUAUUUUGGGGUGCCGCUGCAGAACCUGGUCACACCCGACCAGCCCAUUCCGCUAUUCAUCGAGAAGUGCGUGGACUACAUCGAACGCACAGGGCUGACAACAGAGGGCUUAUAUCGCGUGAGUGGGAACAAAACGGAUCAAGACAACAUUCAGAAGCAGUUUGAUCAAGACCACAGCAUGGAUCUGAUCGUCAUGGACGUGGCGGUCAACGCCGUGGCGGGCGCUCUCAAGGCCUUCUUCGCCGACCUCCCCGACCCCCUCAUCCCCUACAGCCUGAACCCGGAGCUAGUGGAGGCAGCAAAAAUUGUGGACCACAUAGAGCGACUGCAAGUGCUGAAGGAAAUCGUGCUGAAGUUCCCCGCGGUGAACUACGAAGUUUUCAAAUAUGUCAUUACUCAUCUUAACAGGGUGAGCCAGCACAGCAAGACCACGCUGAUGACGGCGGACAACCUGUCCAUCUGCUUCUGGCCCACGCUGAUGCGGCCCGACUUCGAGAACAAGGACACGCUCUCCACCACCAAGCUCAACCAGUCGGUCAUCGAGUCCUUCAUCCAGCAGUGCCACUACUUCUUCCACGGCGGGGAGAUCGCCGAGCCGUCGAGCGCCGAGGGGACGCCGCCCCCGCACGCCCACAGCAUGGUGGAGUCGCUCGUCCCCCUCCAGCUGCCCCCGCCCCUCCAGCCCCAGCAGAUCCAGCACCAACUGCAGCCUGACCCGCUAGUGUAGUGGCCCCUACCCCCCACCCCCCCCCACCGCCAACACGCGCGCGCACACACACACACUUGCCCUCAAAACCGGUCCCAGCGUGUGAGAUCGAGAAAGGAGAGCGCCCCCUAGCUGUGGAUGACUCACGGAGCUUUGACAAAAACUAAAGAAAAAAAAAAUCAAAAAAGAACUUGCUUUUGAAAUCCAGCAACCCAUUCUUUUUUUCUCCUUUUCAGUCAGUCCGUAUCCAUGGCAGCAUAAUCCCAGCAUCAUUUGUCUCUCCUUUGAUGGCGUGCUGCUGAACUCUUGUGCAUUUGUGAGUCUGGGGGGGACGGGACUAAUGCAGGCACGGGGAGGGGGGGGGGGAUCCUCGCUCAUGCCCCCACUUGGCUACUGCAUGCCUCCUUGACGACGUUGCAGGAACUGUCGGGAACUGCCCUCGUACCCAGCCCCCCCUCCCCCUCCCGAUUCCUGCAAAGCCAAGGAAAAUCAUUUCUACAACUUUUUUGUUUUGCGUUUAUAAGCGACAAUGGUCAUAUUUUCAUGUGAACGGUGUACAUGACAUUACACUUAAAACCCCGUUUUAAUGGCUGUUCCUGCGACAUUUCCGUGUGCUUGCUUUUUUUUAUCAUUUGCCAGUGGACUUUUUUUUUUUUGUGAAUAUUAUUUUUGUCGGAGAAAGCGAGAGGCUCCCGAUGGACUGGUGCGUGGUGUGUGAGUGUGGGGUGCGUGCGUGCGUGUGUAUUCGUGUGUGUAUUAUCCUCUCCCUGGCUCCGAACGCUUUGCACUGUUUGGGGCGGGACUAUGGGUGGGGAAAAAAGGACGCCAAGUGCACCUGACCAGGCCAAACACUCACCACCCUCUCUUAGCGGAUCAGAAACCUGUGGAACUGCUGAACUUCUGAACGGAGCGUCCCAUUGGAUCCUGCGCGGCACAUCUCUGUGGACACCAAGCACUGCUGCAAAGCAUUCUGGGUUUUCCUGUUCCUUUUUCUCUUUUUUUUUUCUUUCUUUCUUCUUAAUCAAAAACGUCUUAGUGCUACUCGCUUUCAUACAAUAGGAGAUAUUUGUAUAGUUCCUUUUGUUUGUCAAGCUAAAUUUGCAUGUCUUUUGCCUCUUAAAAAUUACAAACGAAGAAAAAAAAAAUUUGAACUUGUACACACAAGCUUAACCAUUUUCAUUCAAAAUUAUUUUCUUAACAUGGUUAAGGGGAACAUUAAAUGGGGAUGGGGGGAGGGGUUUUCAAAUUAUAUUUUCAUUUUUUCAUGCAGAGUGUCAAGCCUUUUAAUAGUUAACCAUAAUCAUUUGGUCGAUGCUAUUUUUUAACCAAAUCAGGAUAAUUCCAAAACACUCCCAACUAUUUUGGUUCCAUGUCUAAUAGUAUGUUUCCCUGAAUAGAGAAAAGUCAUAUAAAUAUAUAGAUAUAUAUAUAUAAAUAUAUAUAUAUAUAUAAAAAUGAUUGCUAAUAUAGCAAUAAAUACUAUGGGGUACUCAACUUGGCCUUUUGGCUUUGUAUAAUCUUGUAAAACAUAUAAUCAGAUUUCUUUAUGUGGUAUGACGUACUAAAUUUGAGUUAGAUUAAUUGACUGUGUACUUAAUUUGCUAUCUAUAAAUGAAAAAAAAAAGAUUCAUAGCUUGUUUUAGAUGGUACAGAAUUUUGUUGCUGUAAAAGAUGCUGCUUAGAAAGUGUUAAAGAUAGAACUGUGUUAGUCAUGUCGGAACGAUGGGUUAGAGAUUUGGUUGGAAACAGGUUUGUGGAUCAUACAGAUGUAAUGUUUUAAAAGGCUUUGCAAGACCACGGUUAUUCCAUUUCUCCACUGAAACGCUCAAAACUUGGGGGAGGGAACGGCAAUUGGGGGAGGGGCGAGUCUGCAGCUGCUAGGAUACCUUUUGUGUAGUUUAAAAAAAAGGAAAAAAUAAGAAAAAAGCAACCCUAUUUGUCCAUAAGAUCUGCCUCAUAUAAGCUGGUGUACAAACUCUUAAGAUUUUAACAUCAUCUGCUAUGUAUAAUAGUAAAUAAAUGAUUUUGAGAAAUUAAUCUUAAGAGUUUGGUUUACUCCAUAUUUUUUCCUGAAAUAAAAUUCUCAUUUUUUUCA